Molecule: messenger RNA, 1458 nt
Organism: Monoraphidium neglectum
Lineage: Eukaryota; Viridiplantae; Chlorophyta; Chlorophyceae; Sphaeropleales; Selenastraceae
Exons: 5
Coding region: 1-1458 (485 amino acids)
Source: RefSeq, a predicted model, not a curated record
AUGCUGCAUCCCACCCCCGCAAGCCACCGCCGCCCCCAAGCCACCCUGUUCAGGGGCGCCGCUCUGCUCUCAAACUUUGCCUUCGAGGCAGCGAGCACCCUGCUGGAGGCGUGCCUGCGGCUGCUGGUGCGGUUCACGGGUGGGCGGUCCCGGCUGGGGGCGCAUCUUCUUCGGCGUGCUGACCUGGCAGCCGUCCUGGCGACGAUAGCAGACGCCGACGAGGCGGGGGAGGUUGUGGUCAUGUCCGCCGCGGGCCUCCUGAACAACCUGCUGUCCACAGGUAAUCGCACGGACGCGCUGCACCCCGCCGUCCGGGCCUUGAUCACCGUGGUUCUCGACCGCCGGCCCAAGCUGCUGCGCACCCUCGCACGCUGGGCCGCUGGGGGCGGCGAUGCCCGCCGUUUGCGCAACGCGACGGGGCUGAUCGCCGGGGUGUGCGGGCAGGAGCCGCGCGCUGGAUGGGAUGUGGUGAGGUCGCCCAAAGUGCUGAAGGCCCUUGUCAGCAGGCUGGACAGCGAGGAGGGCGUCCUGGAAUCCACGUCGGCACUGGUGGCCCUCACUUGGCCGACCGCCGGCGAGGAGCCCCCAGCGGGGAGCGGCAGCCGCUCGCGCGCAGCGGCGGUGUGGGAGGCGUGCGGGGGCACCGCAGUGCGGCGCCUGUGCGGCGUGAUGGCACGGCCGCAGCGGUACCCCGAGGUGUCCCAACAGGCCCUGGUCUCACUCAGCAGCAUAGUGGCCGCGGGAGGGGAGCCCGCCGCCGCGGCGCUCGUGGCGGAGGCGGCGAAGCGGCCCGCGGUCGUGGCCAGCAUCACGGCGGGGCUGAGCCCUGGAGCCAGCCUGGACGGACAGGAGGUGCAGCCGGGCAUGUUGGCGUGGUCGGAGUUUGUGGCCAAGAGCGGGAAGGGGUACAUGCUCUCGGGCGACGGCGGCGCCGCCGGCUCGUAUGUUGUCAGCAUCAUAGGUGCCGCGAUGCUCGCCCCAGGCGCCACGUGCAGCUGCAGCGGCGGCGGGGUGAGUGCUUUCGCGUACGCGCUUGCCGAGGCGGCGCCUGGCAUGGCGGCUGCCCUGCGUGAGGCGCCAGUCGACGGCUCUCUCAGGCCGGGCGUGGACCUGCUGGUUGAAAGGCUCGAGGCGGCGGCGCAGCGACAGGCACAGGACAUUCAGCAGCAGCAGCAGCAGCAGCAGCAGCAGCAGCAGCAGCAGCAGCAGCAGCAGCAGCAGCAGCAGCAGCAGCAGGCCAGCGGCAGCUCAGGCGCAACGGGCAGCAGGGUUGCACCAGCGGCGCCCAAAGGCAAAGCCACAACGGCGUGCGCCGUGUGCGGGAAGCUGGGCUGCGAUGGAGUCAAGCUGCGCAAGUGCGCUGGGUGCAUGGCGGUGAAGUACUGCAGUACUGAAUGUCAGAAGCAGCACUGGAACCAGGGCGGGCACAAGCAGGCCUGCAAGGGCAAGCCGUCGUAG